Molecule: messenger RNA, 1279 nt
Organism: Somion occarium
Lineage: Eukaryota; Fungi; Basidiomycota; Agaricomycetes; Polyporales; Cerrenaceae
Source: the annotation of a GenBank genome assembly
AAUGACCACCAUGAGGUUGGGCUUCUUUGUGUAUGUUCUCUCGGACACUUCCUUGUGGAUCAUGACAUCUCCCCAUCUAUAAUAAGUUGAUUUUGACAUGAAACGGCGACAACGGUUUACGACGGAUCCUGACUCUUUAAGGGAAGACCAGUUCUUGCCAAGAAUAUCUAGACCCACCUUUUCUAAAGGCUGUUCCAUGACUACGCCCAGAUGCUCAUUGAGAAGAUAGGGGGACGUUGGGUAAGACAGUGACGUCUAAGUAUGAAUACUGUAAAGAUGUUUGCCGCAUCACACGAAUCUGGGGUAGAGGUCGUCUCCUGUAGGAGUCUUCAAGACAAAAUUUUCCACUGGACUCUGUUAAUGCUUUCAUUCAUCGUCCAGGUAUCAAACAUUAACGUGAGAGAGGGAUAAAGCUCUCGAGAGCUGAGCCAUUCAACGGGACAGCUCAAUUGUAAUUAUACUCCGGAUCGGGAAUUUCGUACCUUCUGCCAAGCGGGCCACUAAAAACAUGAUAUGUCUCCUUUUAUUCUUUGGGAUUACCCAUACAUUGAGCCAAUCAAUGAAGUUCUCGGUGCCCACUGCGUAGAAUCACCAAGAGUUCAUCACCUCAAAGCUUGCUUACCUAGUCAUUGGCGGAGGUACAGCAGGCCCCAUCGUCGCGGCUCGGCAAAUCAGAUCUGGUCUUACUCUUCACUCGCGCAUGCUGAUACUGUGGAUCCGCGUAGCGUGACCGAAGAUCCAAAUUGCAUAGUUGGCAUCAUAGAAAUUGGAAAUUCUCAUAAUGAUGACCCCAUCGUCAAGAUCCCAGGCUUCAUUGGUCGCAAUUUGGCCGAGGGCUCUUCUAUGGUCAACUUCUUGGCCUGUUCCAGACCGACGAAAUCAGAAAUUGACGCUAUCGAAGAGUUGGGUAACCCCGGAUGGAACUGGGAGUCUGUAGGGCAUACACCAAAAAGAGCGAACGUCUCCAGGUUGCUGACUUCACCGAUUAAGAGUCAAUGAAAUUUGGCGCGGUCCCCAAACUUGGUUUCUAUGGCACGGAUGGGCGAACCGCUAAAUCCUUCUCCCCCAACAUUACCGAAGCUCAUCCUGCUUUCGCGGACGCUUUUGAAAAGCUUGGAUGACCGCGAAAUUGAAUUGACCUUUUCAGAGAUCAUUUCUAUCAUACCUUCACGGAUUGUGUCUCUAGUUUGACACAAUUGAGCUCGGUAUAUAGGAACGUUCCGAUCUCCCCAUAUAUCGAAACUCUCUGGUAACUUAUCAAUAGAGGUCAUCUCAGACA